Sebastes umbrosus (honeycomb rockfish) is the source of this 1905-nucleotide messenger RNA. It is a transcript of the gene lmx1a, whose product is annotated as LIM homeobox transcription factor 1, alpha. Gene Ontology annotation, cellular component: nucleus. Bases 486 to 1547 code for a protein of 353 amino acids. The record is from RefSeq and is a predicted model, not a curated record. Gene Ontology annotation, biological process: regulation of transcription by RNA polymerase II; neuron differentiation. The transcript is spliced from 8 exons. NCBI's taxonomy places the organism in Eukaryota, Metazoa, Chordata, Actinopteri, Perciformes, Sebastidae. Gene Ontology annotation, molecular function: DNA-binding transcription factor activity, RNA polymerase II-specific; RNA polymerase II transcription regulatory region sequence-specific DNA binding.
GACAGACAGAGAGAGAGAGAGACAGAGACAGAGACAUAGAGAGAGAGAGAGAGACAGACAGAGAGAGAGAGAGACAGAGACAGAGACAUAGAGAGAGAGAGACAGACAGAGGAGGGGUAACCUGCACCUGCACAUGGAGGAAGUCUCUCUCUCUCUCUCUCUCUCUAUGUCUCUCUCUCUCCUUCCCGUUCACUCCUAAUAGGAUAAUUGAUAGAAAGCCUAAAUAGUCGAUAACAGGAGGACUCAGAAAGGUCGUCUGGAGCUCCGAAGAGAAACUUUGAUGCGUUGCUGGCUCUCUUCUCUUCUUCUCUUCUUCUCUCUUCUCUUCUUCUUUUCUCUUCUUCUCUUCUCUCCUCUGCUCCUCCGACCGAGCAGCAAGUUGCAGCAGCAGGUCUGUGACUCUGAGCUGCUCCGGAGAUGCUCUGACUGACUGAGAACAACUAGAAAACACUUUUCUGCCGUCUGGACAUCCGCACUUUACAGAUAUGGAUCAGAGAGCACUGUGUGCCGGAUGUCACCAGCUGAUCACUGAUCGGUUCCUGCUCAGAGUCACUGACGGCCUCUGGCACGAGGAGUGUGUGCGGUGCGCCGCGUGCGGAGACGCGCUCAGGAACUCCUGUUUUCUGCGGGACAGAAAACUUUACUGCAAGCGGGACUAUGCUGAGCUGUUUGCAGUGCGUUGUGGGGGCUGUGUGGAGGCCAUCUCUCCUGCUGAACUGGUGAUGCGUGCGGGGGCCGCUGUGUUCCACCUGCGCUGCUUCACCUGCAGCGUUUGUUCCUGCCGCCUGCAGACCGGAGACCGCUGCGUCCUCAGGGAGGGACGGCUACUGUGUGCCAGAGAUGACUACCACCAGUGUGUGGCCAGCCCAACCUCUUCCGACACAGGUAAAAGUGAAGAGGAAGAAGAGGAGGAGGAGGAGGAAGAAUCUGGGAGGGUCACAGGCAGACGAGUCAGAUCAGAAGACCCGGAUAGCAAACGUCCCAAAAGGCCGCGCACUAUCCUGACAACCCAACAGAGACGGACCUUUAAAGCCUCCUUCGAGGUUUCAUCCAAGCCCUGCCGAAAGGUAAGGGAGACCUUGGCAGCAGAGACUGGUCUGAGCGUCCGGGUUGUGCAGGUCUGGUUCCAGAACCAAAGAGCCAAAAUGAAGAAGCUGGCCAGGAGACAGCAGCAGCAGCAGGAGCAGCAGCAGACUCAGGAGCAGCGGGAGCACCCGUCACAUCACACAGCGCCCUCCUGUGGCGGUUUGACCUCUGAGCUGGAGCACCUGGGGUCCUCCUAUAGCCACAUUCAGCAGCAGCAGAUGGGACUCACCACACUGGAGCAGCAGGACUACGACAUGGACCCCUUCAGACAGGGCCUGACCCCUCCUCAGAUGCCGGGGGAUCACAUGCACCCCUACGGUUUUAAGGGUCUGUACGGUGACAUGGACAGAGACCCUCUGUGUCACGUGGCUGACAGCGACUGCCUGUCCCUUGGUGACUCCUCUCUGCUCACCCCCAUCGACCGCCUCUACUCCAUGCAGGACUCUUACUUCACCUCCUGAGGGUGGAGGUCGGACUCCCUCACUCUGCAUCGCUCCACGUUCUCAUCAUUUAUCUGUCUGUACUGUGCACAAGGUAGCUGAAGAAGUGGUGGCCAAGGGGACGUGGGUACACUGUGAUACCAUGCAAUAUACCAUGUGCACGUGCAUAUAGACAUGAUUACACUACUGCCUCUUAUGCUUUACAAUCCCACUGUACGACACAGGCUCCUGUGUAUGCACGAUAUACUGUCGGACCUCUCUCACUACGUUUGAAUGUUAGAUAUUAUUACUGCAUCUACUGAUGUAAAUAACUGUUUGGGUGUGUAUUUAUUCUCACAAUGCGUGUAUGCUGUUCAUCUUGAAUGAAUCAAUAAAUAAU